This is a messenger RNA of Topomyia yanbarensis, 1778 nucleotides long. RefSeq names its product juvenile hormone esterase-like. The record is from RefSeq and is a predicted model, not a curated record. Lineage: Eukaryota; Metazoa; Arthropoda; Insecta; Diptera; Culicidae. The coding region runs from base 14 to 1762 and encodes 582 amino acids. The transcript has 4 exons.
UCGUGGUCACAGGAUGUCUGCUGCCGGUUCCAAAAAUAUGUUCAAAUUGUUACUUCUUAUUCUCAAGCUAGUCAUAGCAUUCGUGCAAAGGUUAUUCGAGGACAUUUAUAUACAGCAUUGGCCGGGACUAGAGCGCCCCAUCGUGCAGGUGAAGCAAGGGAAGGUACAAGGUGUCACUUCCAAACUGCCUAAUGGAACGCUAUAUCACCUCUUCAAAGGCAUUCCGUACGCUAAACCACCUAUUGGUGAGCUGCGGUUCUGCUCCCCAGUACCAUUGGAGCGAUUCACAACGCCACUGUUAAAAUGCCUAGUCGAUAGGAGUCAAUUCAUUCAACCGCACGAAGUUCUUGGCAAUUAUUGGAUUGCCGGUACCGAGGAUGCACUGUUCUUGAAUAUCUACACACCACAACUACCUGUCGUCGGGACGAAGGAAUAUGCCGUCAUGGUGUACAUCCAUGGGGGCGGAUUAAAGCAAGGAACGGCAAGCAGUUUCAUCUACGAUCCUCGAUACUUUGUCCAGAAAGGAGUUGUUGUAGUAGUAAUGUCCUACAGACUAGGGCCCUUUGGAUUUCUGAGCAUACCAAGCGUGGGAAUUAGCGGGAAUUUUGGAUUGAAAGAUCAACGGUUAGCGCUAAGAUGGAUUCAAGAAAACAUUGAAAGCUUCGGAGGUAAUCCAAAAAAUGUGACACUUUUCGGGGAAAGUGCUGGAAGUUGGUCAGCUUACUUACAUUACCUUUCGGCAAACUCAAGGAAAUACUUUCAUCGUGUUAUCUGUCAAAGUGGAGACGCCUGUACAGAGUCGGUACUGCAAGUAGAUCCGACUGAGAAAGCUCGUAGAUUAGCCCGUUGCCUGGGAUAUAAGGGAAACUCCGAUCAAGGAGCGUUAGACAUUCUCAGAAGGACACCUGCUCGACGACUAAUCAAAUACCAGGACGCUGCUAUCAGUGAGCAAGAGAUCGGUCUGCCUCUACAAUUUUUAUUCCGACCAGUCAUUGAGCUGGAAUUGAACGAGGAUACCAUUCUGAACCAAUCGCCGGAGUUGACGUUGAAAUCAUUCGACACUAUACAGAUGCCAAUAAUUCAAGGGUACACGAGUGGCGAAGGAAUUCUAACGCUUUGUCUAAACAAAAACAGACUAUGGCAAUUUGACCAACAUCCAGAAUGGCUAAUCCCGCAGCUCAUCGGUAACCCGGUUGGCCUCAACAAAACCACCGUUGGCGAAGGAAUCAAACAGUUCUACUGCAAAGGCAAACAAAUAUGUUGGAAAACAUCAAAUGAAAUAAGUGAUUUAUUUUCAGAUUUAACAUUCCUGACUACAUCCAAUUUGAGUGCGGAGUGGUUGGCCAAAUUCCAACCGAAUGCACCUCAGUAUCACUAUUUAUUUUCGUACGAUGGCAGAUUCAGUAUCGUGAAAAGGCUCCUCAAUGUUAGCCAAAUCGAAGGAACAUCUCAUGCUGACGAUUGUUUCUACAUGUUCAGUCCUCCGUUUCUGCCAGCGCUAUCAGCGGAUAGUGAUGAAAUUCGUGUACGAGACACCUUGGUGGAACUAUGGACGAACUUUGCCAAGUACAGCGACCCAACUCCGGAUACGAGUGGUCUGUGCUUCAAGUGGUUACCUGUGACGAAGGUAGAUCCCGAAACGGCAGAGUUUGAUUUAGAUUGCUUAGAUAUUAAUGUAAGACCUAGGAUGGUGCGCAAUCCGUACCCGGAGCGGAUAGAGUUCUGGAGAAAACUGAUUAAGCGGUACACAAAUCUAAUCUGAAUUCGAAUAAAUGGAA